UUCGGGAUAACUGUUUACUUUAUCGUUGAGGAGAUGAAAUCGUCACUUGCGAUCCUGUUGUCCCUUUGCGCUUUCACAUUCCUUUUCUGCUUUACUUUACUUAUUUCAUCACUGGAGAGGAAGUAUGCUGCAAAAAAAUCGCUAAGUUCAGUAACUUUAUAUAUUGUCACUGCCACCUACAAGCGGCUUGUGCAAAAAGCGGAGCUCACGCGACUUUGCAAUACCUUCAAAAAUGUACGAAAUAUCCACUGGAUUGUUGUUGAAGACAGCUCGGAAAGACAAAAGUUAGUAGUCAGUCAAAUGCUUUUGUUUAUUCCUUUUCUGUUUACGAGACCGGCAGCGAAAGGUUUACACGUGCAACGAGGUAGCGUAACUCACCGGGACAAGUGA
Echinostoma caproni is the source of this 390-nucleotide messenger RNA. The record is from the annotation of a GenBank genome assembly. Lineage: Eukaryota; Metazoa; Platyhelminthes; Trematoda; Plagiorchiida; Echinostomatidae.